AUGACCGCUUGUGGCACUGACUACUUGACUGAGACCACCCUGAGCAAGAGCUUCCUGUGGGUGUACUCCGUCUGGGUGUACAUCUUCCCUCUCUUCUACAUCUACAGCUACACCUUCAUCGUCAAGACUGUUUCUGCUCACGAAAAGGGAAUGCGCGAACAGGCCAAGAAGAUGGGAGUCAAGUCCUUGAGGAGUGAGGAAACCCAGAAGACCUCUGCUGAGUGCCGUCUGUGCAAGGUUGGUCUCAUGACCGUCACUCUGUGGUUCAUGGCCUGGACCCCCUACUUCAUCAUCAACUGGGGAGGCAUGAUCAACAAGCCCAUGGUUACUCCUAUUUUCUCCAUCUGGGGCUCUGUCUUCGCUAAGGCCAACGCUAUCUACAACCCCAUCGUGUACGCCAUCAGCCACCCCAAGUACCGAGCUGCCCUUGAAAAGAAGCUGCCCCUCCUUGCUUGCGCUACUGAGGGCCGAGAGGAAGAAAUCACUGAAGAUCAAAACAAGAUUACAGAAGAGGAUGAGUUCCUGGACCUUUGGAGUGAUAAAUAUGUUUUACUCGUCAGGUACUCGCUAAGACAGCCAGCUGUGGGCAAAGUAGUUCUGAAAGGAAAUUUCUUUGCCACACUCGCAUCAGCAACCUACCUUAGAAGUAAGUUAUCAGCCAAGAUUUAA
This is a messenger RNA of Penaeus chinensis, 669 nucleotides long. RefSeq names its product rhodopsin-like. Lineage: Eukaryota; Metazoa; Arthropoda; Malacostraca; Decapoda; Penaeidae. The transcript is spliced from 3 exons. Gene Ontology annotation, biological process: G protein-coupled receptor signaling pathway. The record is from RefSeq and is a predicted model, not a curated record. Bases 1 to 669 code for a protein of 222 amino acids. Gene Ontology annotation, molecular function: G protein-coupled receptor activity. Gene Ontology annotation, cellular component: membrane.